This is a messenger RNA of Scedosporium apiospermum, 414 nucleotides long. RefSeq lists its product as uncharacterized. Bases 1 to 414 code for a protein of 137 amino acids. Lineage: Eukaryota; Fungi; Ascomycota; Sordariomycetes; Microascales; Microascaceae. The record is from RefSeq and is a predicted model, not a curated record. The transcript is spliced from 2 exons.
AUGGCGUCUAAAGAGCCUACGGAGGUUCAGCAGACCCCCCAAGAAAAGAUUACGUCCACCCUCCAAAACUGGGGCAGCCUAGCAACCCUCGUCGUCGCCCUCCACGGGCGUCCCCUCCAACCCCUACCUCUUCUCUUCGCUCCCGUCCUUCUCUUCUCUAGUUACGUCAACCUCGCCGGCUUCCCCACCGAUAGUGCGGGUAUUACGGCAGCCUGGAGCGGUCUCUACGUCCUUCUAGCGCUACGCAGGCGCCAGUCACUGCGUAACAAGUUCUCCCUGAGAGGGGUGGUACGCGGGUGUGCCAUUGGCUUGGGGACUAUGAACUUUGCGUCGGGGGCGUGGGUGUAUGCGCAUGGGGAUAGGAAGGCGGAUAAGGAGGAGAGGAUACGGAGGAAUAGGUGGGGUGAGAACUAA